AUGACGGAUCUACUGACUCUACUGGCAAACAGAACAAAUACACAUUGUCCUCCACUCACCGUACCAACCGUCAAAGAUGACGUGGUGGGAUGCUCGUACACAAAUUGGGCAUACGCUGUGUUUGCAGCAGUUGCGUUAAUUAUUGCGGCAAUACCAUUUGUUGCCUUUAUUUGCUACGUGCAGAGGCGAGUGAAGAAUAAACAUCGAGCAAGAGCUCUUGCACGCAGUACCAGUUAUGAGAGCUCUGGUGCAUAUCCAUACCAGGUUGGUUUAAUAACAUUACAACCUUGUGUAGAGCACUUCCUGCAUUGAUUUUAAAGAGCAGUCGGUAUUUAUGUUCAAGAAGAGAUUCAUCAGUGCUAGUUGCAUCAAAAGUAAAAACCUCCAGCCCUUCUAUAGCUUCUUGAUUCCAAGGGGAAGUGGGGUGCUGUCAGCGGUACAUCUUUGUGCCUGAGUUAAAAGAUACAGCCCUUUCCUUAAAAAAAUACCAUAGUACUCUUAAAAGUUAAGCUUUUAGCCUUGUAGUCAGGAAAAGUCAUGCUCCAGGUUUUCUUUUUAAUUGACGGAAACUAAAUGGCCAUUUAACAGCUCGCCGUAAAUUUGCAUAAUUAUUACAACAGGAGGGGAAAGAAGUGUUGUCAAGUGGCCAGUACAUCAGACUCACAAUCCUGGGGUCCCAAGUUCAAGUUCCACUUCAACCUGCUAGCUGGAUUUCUUCUUGCUUAUCCCAAGUUUAAAAUCACUGUGCGACAAAUGCAGACUGCAGACUGGCAGAUAAACGAAGUAAACAUUGUUGUAGAAUGCUCUAACAGAUUCCCUAAACUAAACUUUUAAAUGACUUAAACUUUAGGGAUAGGGACUCUGUUAAAGCAUUCCACAACAAAGUUUUCCUCGUUUACCUGCCAGUCUACAAGUCUGCAGUCUGCGUUUGUCGCACAUCGGCUUAAAAUGUCAUGCUUGUCAUGCUUGUAAAUGGCCAACUGGUUGUCUCCUGUCAGUUUUGAUUCUUUACCUUGUUAUUUUGACCAAAAGUUGAUCUAGUCAUGGAUUAAUCAACAGUUUAUUUUACUCCACUUUGUCUCUCUUCACCCAGGUUUACAAAUGGGUACUUGGGACAUACUGCUGGGGGGUAACCCUGUGAUGGAUUAGCAUCCCGUCCAGGGGGAGAGUAGCAAUACUCCUAGCUAUGCUUCAUACUAAGGAAACUGGGAUAAGCUCCAGCCGUUUGGGCCUUUGGCUUGUAUGCACCUUUACUUUACCUUACCUUACUUUUUUUUUCAGCCUCUACAUGGUGGUGGGCAAGGUAGACUUGCCAAUUAUGGAGCUAUAGACAGUGGUACAGAGGAGCAACAAGCUUUAAGAUGUGAGUGACACGUAGUGAAGUGAAUGCUGAGAUUAUCAUAUUUACAACAUUUUUUUAGUUAAAGGAGUAAAACUGCUAUUCACAAACAGUGUACGGUCAGAUGCUGGUUACUAAAAACAGCCACAAGAUUUAGUAAUAGAUAAUUACAGGGCUUUCAAUGAACAUUAAUAUUAUACUAGGUGAUACCAUAUGGUGAUACCAGAGCAAAAAUCAGUGCUCAAUUUUGGUGAGUUCAAAACUGAAAUAAUGUAAUGAUAACAUUUGAAUGAGCCCCAUAACUUUUCAUUCAAGACAUAGUGUCUCAGUAAAUACUUAAAAGAAAAUGCAAAGCAUAAUAAUAAUUAAGUAAACUAUGCAAUUUGUAGUGACAAUAAGGUUUGUAUGUGUGCCUUAUGUAAAGAAUACAUGAUCUAUACACAGACAAAAUGCCCUUUUUGUUUUAAAAGCCAAUUUCUUUGCUUUGUAUCUUUUUUUUGUUUUCAGCACCAAGCCAUGCUUCCACAGCAAGUCUGAGUGACAGACAAAGCCAUCAAAAGGACACUACAAGUGUGGCAUCAAGUCGGGCAAGCAUCAUUCCUACCUACGAUGAUGUUUCUUUGAAUCAGCGUAAUGCAGCAGCAAAUAAAGCUGAGAGGAAUGGAGUUAAUCAGUCUACUGGGCCACCACGGAGGUCAUCAAGGUCGUCACGCUUGUCACUUGAUAGUCAGGAAAAAUCUGUAGAUCAGGGAGGACAGUUUUAUGACUCUGUUGAUGUCGUGACAAAUAUCCCAAAACCCCAGAAACAGGCUGGACCUAAAGAUAUGCCACCAGCUAAACCACCCAGGCUGCAAGUGCUGUACGAUGCAAACUCUGGUACACCCGAAAAUCAUGUGUACGAUGACGUGGAACAGUCUGAACUGGAAGGUAACGAACAACAUAACACUCAGCCAUCAUUAACUGAUACAUCAGCAGUAGGUGGGCUCAGUGCCGAACAUGAGGAUGCUGAACAAGCUGACACUGAUGAUAUUCUAGGAAAUGAUAAUAAUAUGCACACUGAAUCACCAGAGUAUGCCACUUUGGAACCUUUACCAGACACAUCACCUAAUGAUAGUUACCCUACUAAUAAUUACGCAUCUAAAGGUGAUCAAGAAAACCUAUCAAUAAGAGAACAGAAACAAUGUUUACUGUCAGAUGAUAAACAGCCAACCGCUGACACAAAGGGCAGCCCUGUUUUGCAAAACAAAUAUCUUACAGUGCUUCCUCCUACUCCACCCAAAAAGAAUGGAAGUUUGGAUGAAAAUGCAGGCUUGCUUCAGUCCAAUGAAGACUUUGAUCAGAUGAGUGUGAGUCCACCAGAUAAAUCAGUUGCCAAGUCAAGAUCU
Molecule: messenger RNA, 2724 nt
Organism: Porites evermanni
Lineage: Eukaryota; Metazoa; Cnidaria; Anthozoa; Scleractinia; Poritidae
Source: the annotation of a GenBank genome assembly